AUGCUUCCUUACCUCCCCGACGAGAUUCUGAAUGGAAUAUUCAGUCACCUCUUGACACCAAGUCAGAGGCACUACUACUGCCGUAAUGAUCGGCAUGACGAUUGUACUCAAGUCCGUCUUGUGUGCCGCCGAUGGAAUGCCAUCGCUACCAAAGGCCUACUAGGGACCUUGGUGCUCCGACAUAGCGUUGCCACCAUAAAUGACAACUUCGGGUCCUGGAAUAGACUCUUGGACUCGUUAUCGUUCAGAAGCGAUGUCCAACGUGUUGCCAUCGAAACCGCACCCCUGGUCAAAGAUCCAUUUUCGAUUUAUAAUGGUUUAUGCGAAGCGUUCAGAUGGCCCGUAUCGUGGCAUAACUAUAAUGCACAAUGGCCCGAGUUUGAAUCUGCCAUAGACAGAAUCCGUCAUCUCCCCAACCUUGAUGCGAUAGAGUUGCGGUUUACAGCAGACUGUCUCGGUUACCGCGGCGAGAUGGAGCGAAACUGGGAGAUGGCCUAUAUGGGCGUUUCGCUAUCCACGACACCCAUAGAGGAGCCGAUAAUGUCGCGAGAAUAUACACUCGAAGCCCUCAAGAGGGCUAUGCAAGGGCGAAACGGCAACCCUAACUUAAGCAGAGUUCGCGAAGUGGUUCUGGAAAACCUACAGAACAGGCUGUCAGAAUAUGCUAUCCUGCCAGACGUCAUCCAGGACAUUGAGCGCCUGCACAUCAAGAUCACUUCUGAAGGUGAAGGCAGAUUUGCUCGCACCACUGAGAUUCAGCGAAGCUACAGAUAUGAAACUAGAACGUUUCCGUACUAUCUAGAAUACCGUAUCUUAAGCUUUGCGCCAAAUCUUGUCGAGUUGACACUCGCCGGAAAGAACUGGUCUGGUAUCCCUGGAGCAUUCCGCGGCAUGGAUAUUCAUUUCCCGAGGUUAAAGACUCUGACUUUGGGAGGUCUUGACAUUCUGCUUGAGCGGCAUUUCGAUUGGGUGCUGAGACACAAGUCUCUCACAACCCUCCGCCUCCAUCAAUGCACUAUCGCUACGCAUUGCCUUGUACAGCAACCCGAAUUUUCGUUCUGGGGGGUUGAACUUGAUGGCUGGGUGAGAGUACAAGACGACAACCAUGAUACCGAAGGGGAGCAUCGAUUUCAUAUACGCCACAUACCAAGGCCUGAUCACGAUGAGCCAGGUUGGUAUGUUGGUCCGUUGAGGUGGAAUACUUUGUUUGACAGUAUCGGCGAAGAGCUGCCUCUAUUGCAGGACUUUAUCUUUGACGGGGAAAAAUGGGAGACCUACUUCCGACAUGUUGAGGAUCCGUAUUACCUCCUCUCGAUCGACUUUCGAUAUUCGGCGUUUGCACACUGCUGGACUCACCUGGUAUUGUCAUUCGGAGAAAUGCCAGUCUUGCAGUGUCUUGAUGAGUGUCAUUAUGUGCAGGCAGGGAUGCCAGGCACACCAGAAGAGCUAGUUUACCUGACUGAACAGGCCGAUAGCCAAGCAUUGGAGAAGUUACUUCAAACAGUUCAAACCAGGCGACGUGAAAGGUACUAG
Fusarium poae is the source of this 1533-nucleotide messenger RNA. RefSeq lists its product as uncharacterized. Lineage: Eukaryota; Fungi; Ascomycota; Sordariomycetes; Hypocreales; Nectriaceae. Bases 1 to 1533 code for a protein of 510 amino acids. The record is from RefSeq and is a predicted model, not a curated record. The transcript has a single exon. Gene Ontology annotation, molecular function: protein binding.